Neopelma chrysocephalum (saffron-crested tyrant-manakin) is the source of this 522-nucleotide messenger RNA. RefSeq names its product migration and invasion enhancer 1-like. Lineage: Eukaryota; Metazoa; Chordata; Aves; Passeriformes; Pipridae. Gene Ontology annotation, biological process: positive regulation of filopodium assembly; negative regulation of apoptotic process. The record is from RefSeq and is a predicted model, not a curated record. The annotation marks the transcript as partial. The transcript is spliced from 3 exons.
UUGGGUCCCCCGUGUGGGGUCGCUGAGGGUCAUUUUUGCCCCCCCCCCCCCCGGGGUCACCGGGGUCACGCCGGGUCCUCCGGAGGCCUCGGAGCAGACAAGACGAGGCGGGGCGGGGGCGCAGAGCGGCCGGAAGCUUCCGCGUCACGUGACGGCAACCCGGAAGCGGCGGCGCGGCGGGAGCGGGGCCAUGAGCGGCGGGGCCGAGGACGAGACCGGGAGCGGAGCCGGGGCCGAACGGCGGGUCCGCAUCGUCGUGGAGUAUUGCGAGCCCUGUGGGUUCGAGCCCACGUACCAGGAGCUGGCGAGCGCCGUGCGGGAGGAGUACCCGGACAUCGAGAUCGAGUCCCGCCUGGGGGGCACCGGUGCCUUCGAGAUCGAGAUCAACGGGCAGCUCGUCUUCUCCAAGCUGGAGAACGGGGGGUUUCCCUACGAGAAGGAUGUGAGUAUUGCUCUGGGGGUCCCAUCCUGGGGGUCCUGGGGUCGGCAAGGGUGGGCCAGGGGUGGUUUGGUUUGCACUGA